GAGGGCGGGACGUUUCGUCCUCCCUGCCGCACGUGCCCCGCCUACCCCGAGAGGCCCGGGAGUGCCUGUACCUUUCAGCUGCGCCGGCCGGGAGGCCACGGGGAGCUCGCCUUGGAGAGCCCAGGAGCAGGCGAGAUAUGGACUCAGUGGUCUUUGAGGAUGUGGCUGUGGACUUCACCAUGGAGGAGUGGGCUUUGCUGGAUUCUGCUCAGAGGAACCUCUACAGAGAUGUGAUGCUGGAGACCUUCCGGAACCUGGCCUCAGUAGAUGAUGAGACUCAAUUUAAAGCCAAUGGGUCAGUUUCUCAGCAGGAUAUGUACAGGGAAGAAAAAUCUAAGAAACAGACAAUACCAAACUUCACAGGAAAUAAUUCCUGUGCCUACACUUCAGAAAAAAAUUGUGAAGGCUAUGGCACUGAAGACCACCACAAAAAUCUGAGAAAUCAUAUGGUGGACAGAUUCUGUAAACAUAAUGAAGGUAAUCAAUAUGGAGAAGCCAUCCAUCAAAUGCCAAACCUUACCCUGUACAAGGAGAUUUCUGCUGGAGAAAAACCAUAUGAAUGCACCAAGUGUGGGACAGUCUUCACGCAUCUUUCUUCUCUUAAAAGGCACAUCAGGUCUCGCUGUGGACGAAAAGCGCCUCCGUGUGAGGAAUGUAAGCGGGCCUGCAUUUGUCCCUCACACCUACACCGUCCUGGAAGAACCAACGCUGACGAGAAGCCGUAUAAGUGUCAAGCAUGUGGGCAAACUUUCCAACAUCCCCGUUCCCUCUCUCACCACGUAAAGACUCACACAGCAGAGAAAACCUACAAAUGCGAGCAAUGUCGGAUGGCGUUUAAUGGGUUCGCAAGCUUCACUAGACAUGUGAGAACUCACACAAGAGACAGGCCAUAUAAAUGUCAGGAAUGUGGGAGAGCCUUCAUUUAUCCCUCGACAUUUCAAAGACACAUGACAACACACACUGGAGAGAAGCCCUAUAAAUGUCAACACUGUGGGAAAGCCUUCACUUACCCCCAGGCUUUUCAAAGACAUGAGAAGAUGCACACGGGAGAGAAGCCCUACGAAUGCAAGCAGUGUGGGAAAACAUUCAGUUGGUCGGAAACCUUGCGAGUCCACAUGAGGAUCCACACUGGGGAGAAACUCUAUAAAUGUGAACGCUGUGGGAAGGCUUUUACCUCUUCCAGAUCAUUCCAAGGUCAUUUGAGGACGCACACUGGAGAGAAACCUUAUGAGUGUAAACAAUGUGGGAAAGCCUUCACUUGGUCCUCAACAUUUAGAGAACAUGUGAGAAUUCACACGCAAGAGCAGCUCUAUAAAUGUGAACAAUGUGGGAAGGCUUUUACCUCUUCCAGAUCAUUCCAAGGUCAUUUGAGGACGCACACUGGAGAGAAGCCUUAUGAGUGUAAACAAUGUGGAAAAACCUUCACUUGGUCCUCAACGUUUAGAGAACAUGUGAGAAUUCACACACAAGAGCAGCUCUAUAAAUGUGAACACUGUGGGAAGGCCUUUACCUCUUCCAGAGCAUUCCAAGGUCAUUUGAGGAUGCAUACUGGAGAGAAGCCUUAUGAGUGUAAACAAUGUGGGAAAACCUUCACUUGGUCCUCAACCUUACAUAAUCAUGUGAGGAUGCACACUGGAGAGAAACCUCACAAAUGUAAACAAUGUGGGAUGUCCUUCAAGUGGCCCUCCUCCUUCCGGAACCAUCUGAGGAUGCACACAGGACAGAAAUCCCACGAAUGUCAGUCAUACUCAAAAGCCUUCAGUUGCCAAGUCAUUCUUUCUAAAACCAGUGAGAGCACACACUAAAGAGAAAUUCUAUAACUCAGUAACAGGGGGUAACCUCACAUUAAUUCAUGUAUAAUACUCCAGAAAAUUCACACCAGGAGAGAAAUCUUACAAGUAUGAUACUGUCUUUGUCAAUACCUCAUUUGUAAAACAGACCCAUUAGUCAUGAAUUUCCAGCUGUUUCAAAAAUAAAUGUUUAUGUGAGAAAAUAAUUCUCUAAGUCCUCUAUCAGCUAUAGUACCUGAAGUUUUAAUAGUUAAGUGUUUUAUCUCUUAAAUAUUUUCAUUUCGAACCAUAUUAGACCCAUGGUGAUUUGAAGUGUACUUUGAACAGAGUCUCGCUCUGUCACCCAGGCUGGGGUGCAGUGGUGCGAUCUCCACUCACUGCAAGCUCUGCCUCCCGAGUUCACGCCAUUCUCCUGCCUCAGCCUCCAGAGUAGCUGGGACUACAGGCACCUGCCACCAGGCCUGGCUAAUUUUUUGUAUUUUUAGCAGAGAUGGGGUUUCACCAUGUUAGCCAGGAUGGUCUCGAUCUCCUGACCUCGUCAUCCACCCACCUCGGCCUCCCAAAGUGCUGGGAUUACAGGCGUGAGCCACCGUGCCCAGCUGAACAUGACAUAAUUUUUAUAGUUUCUAUAUUUUUCUGUAUGGGAUCAUUACAACAAUGAAACUUUGACAUUUCUUAUUCUUAGUGGCCUACUGCUACAGAUAGUGGAUAUCACUUACCUAUUUUAUAUAUUGUACCUUACCAAAUUUUUUUUUGCAAAACCUUGUAAAUAUGCAGAGUUCUCUAUAAAGUAUAGUCUCUAAUCAUCUUU
Pongo pygmaeus (Bornean orangutan) is the source of this 2601-nucleotide messenger RNA. RefSeq names its product zinc finger protein 57 (gene ZNF57). Gene Ontology annotation, molecular function: DNA-binding transcription repressor activity, RNA polymerase II-specific; RNA polymerase II cis-regulatory region sequence-specific DNA binding. The transcript is spliced from 4 exons. Gene Ontology annotation, cellular component: nucleoplasm. Lineage: Eukaryota; Metazoa; Chordata; Mammalia; Primates; Hominidae. The record is from RefSeq and is a predicted model, not a curated record. The coding region runs from base 138 to 1805 and encodes 555 amino acids. Gene Ontology annotation, biological process: regulation of transcription by RNA polymerase II.